AUGGCGCCGUACCGACCGCCCCAUAUGCGGAACCAACCUCCGCUGCCGAAGCUGGUGUGUUCGAAUCGGGAUGAGGUCAUCCGUACCCAGCCGAGCCAGAGCGACACCAUUGCCACCUUGACAGCGAACCUGGCGGAGGAGUUCCACGUGCCAGAAGAGCUUAUCAGUCUCGCGAAAGAUGGCGCACCGCUUCAGGACACCAAAAAGGAGUUGAACACCCUAGGUGAGUGCACCAUACAUGUAACCGUCAAGCCAGCGAGUCACGAGCAGAUGGAGAACUACAUCCGCUCGAAGGGCUCUGAUCACUUCUUGGGUGCAGAGUUGAAGUUGACAACCAACGCAGGCGAAGAGCUUAAAGGAGAGCUUUACUGCAUACAGGAGCAAGAUAACUCUUGCAUUUUGCGAGAGAAGCUCCCCAACGGAUGCGCCAAUUUUUGGUGGCUGAAGUGGAACAUUAUCACUAGCAUUAGCAUUGAGAGCAUGCCGGACAAGAAAAGGUCUGAUUUCAGGCCUGCGGCCGGCGUUCCAGCCCUCGAGCGUCGGAGUUGA
Molecule: messenger RNA, 549 nt
Organism: Symbiodinium necroappetens
Lineage: Eukaryota; Dinophyceae; Suessiales; Symbiodiniaceae
Source: the annotation of a GenBank genome assembly